Monomorium pharaonis (pharaoh ant) is the source of this 4328-nucleotide messenger RNA. RefSeq names its product putative phosphatidate phosphatase (gene wun). Gene Ontology annotation, molecular function: phosphatidate phosphatase activity. NCBI's taxonomy places the organism in Eukaryota, Metazoa, Arthropoda, Insecta, Hymenoptera, Formicidae. Gene Ontology annotation, biological process: phospholipid metabolic process; phospholipid dephosphorylation; signal transduction. The record is from RefSeq and is a predicted model, not a curated record. Bases 264 to 1271 code for a protein of 335 amino acids. The transcript is spliced from 9 exons.
UUGGUCAGUUUACUGUGGAACGCCGUGCAGUGCUGUGGCAUUCGUGAUCGUGCUGCGUCGGUGUUGCGCGCCUAUGCUUAUAAACGUCAACGAUACGCAACGUUCGCGUCUAUCUCUCCAUUUUCCGUGCAUCUGACUACGAGACGUUCUCAAUUGCUGAUCAGAUCAUUAGUUGUCACCGGUCCGAGGAAACACAGAGACACAGCCGAACGUCGCGACGUAUCAACGUUUCAUCACGAGUCAGCAGCAACAGCGAGCGAAACAUGGAUCGAUCGUCCAAGUUAAUUCUACGGAAGCUCAUCGUAGACUUUCUCUGCCUAUUUGUCGUGGGCAUUUCAGUACUAAUGUUCUACCUAUUUGGCAAACCUUAUAAACGCGGUUUCUUUUGCAACGAUGAGUCACUUUAUCAUCCAUAUCACGGAUCUACAGUUACGAGCACGAUGUUGUACGUCAUCGGUCUUUUACUUCCUAUAUGUACGAUGAUUGUAGGAGAGUAUCUGCACGGAAGACAUUUCUCUGGACACACGACAAAUGUGCUUUUUGGUUAUACCAUACCCUCAUGGCUGUGGAAUGCUUAUCAAAAGGUUGGUGUGUUCGGUUUUGGUGCAGCUUGCACCGUUUUAACUACAGACAUUGCCAAAUACAGCAUAGGUCGAUUACGGCCGCAUUUUAUGAAACUCUGUAUACCUAAUGUUGACUGCAGCCUGCCCGACAAUCAACAUAAAUAUAUCGAGGAUUUCCACUGUACUGCAGCGGGAGUCUCAGCAAAGCUAUUAAAGGAAGUUAGAUUAUCGUUUCCUUCCGGUCAUUCGUCCUUCUCUGCUUACACCAUGAUUUAUCUUGCGAUGUAUCUUCAGUUAAGAAUGAAGUGGAAGGGCAGUAAACUACUUAGACACUUUCUUCAACUUCUGUGCUUACUCAUGGCUUGGUUUACUGCAAUGACACGAAUUUCCAAUUAUAAACAUCAUUGGAGUGACGUACUCGCCGGGUCCACCCUCGGCAUAAUCAGCGCUUUAGUGGUGGCACAUUGCGUGGCAGACCUUUUCAAAGAGGAGAGAGAGAAACAUUGUUCCAUAGAGAAGCAUCAGUCUACUGAUUAUGAAAUGGAAACUGGUGUUACUGGCACACAGAGGUGCUUGCUUUUGCGGUUCAAUUUCUUUAUAUUAUUUGGAUUGGUCGCUGGUUAUUUGACAAUCUACUGCUGGUUCUACGCUGUAGAAAUUUACGUGACAGUGAAGCUCGCAUGGUGUGCAUUGUCGGUAUUGCCCUGAAAGAGUCUGUAGGAGGGCACCCGAAAGAUAUAACCUAACUCAAACCUAACUCAAACAAAAAUGUAUUUGCGACACACAGGGCCAUGUUCGCUAUAAAUGAAUUUUACCAAGUCACGUUGUGCAAUGCUAACACUGCACACAUCAUGCGGGUUUUAUCCAUAACAUAUCCAUUUGUUUUUUAAUAUGAAAUCAACUGUAAUCAUCUGUCUUAUAACAUUAACAAUACAUAAACUUGCUUUCAGAGGUGCUUGCUUUUGCGGUUCAAUUUUUUUAUAUUAUUUGGAUUGGCUGUUGGUUAUUUGACAAUCUACUGCUGGUUCUAUGCUGUAGAAGUUUACGUGACAGGUAUGCUUUAUUCAACACAUAAACUUAAAAUUAAUUUAGUUUUAUCAUAUUUUUUUAAAGAUAUAAUUUGAAUUUAUUAACUUGUAAUUGUACAAUUUAUAUCUGUUACAGGCAAAGCUCGCAUGGUGUGCAGUGUCAGUAUUGCCCGGGAAGAGCCUACAGGAGAGCAGUACCUAAAAGAUAUAACCUGAUUUAAAUCAAAUUAUAUUUGCGACACACCGGGUCAUAUUUGCUAUAAACAAGCUUUGCCAAGUAUUAUAUUCACAUUAUAAUAAAAACAAAUUUAUAAUGUAAAAUUGUCAAAUUAAUGGACGCGUUGAAGACUAACAGAGCGGCUAGCCUGCUCGCCGAGUGAAUAUGUGAUUGAUUGGAUCUAUAAGAAAAAAUCAUAUUUAAUCGCUCGGCGAGCAGACUAGCUUUGUCAUCUUGAACGCGCAAUAACCCCAACCUAAUCCUAAUCUAUAUGUAAGCGCGCGCGUCCCACUGCGUAAAUGUGUGCAUGUAUAAGUGAUCGACUGAAGUCUUCCCGUUUUCAUCAUUGCGUCAAUCUAUAGACAUUCGCAGAGACACUCUAUGGGAGAAAGUACCGCGAACAUUCGAACGUUCUCAGAAUGUACUUGGUUAAUCGCAGUACGUAAUGCGAUUGUUCUGAGAAUAUACGCAAUAUACGUUUGCGAUAUUCUCAGAACGUUCUCAGAAUCUCCGUGUGCUGUUAGAGUUGGAGAGUAAUACUUUGUAAAAAGUAUACUUUGUAAAAAAAUUAUCAUUAUUUUAUUACAAAAGAGCGGCGCUACAAUCCUUGAACAAAAACCACUUCUUGCAAAAGGUGCUCCGCGGCCGGAAAGGUAACUUUUGUAUUUUUUAAGUUGGAACAAAAAAUCAAGGGUUUUUUGAAUCUAUAAAAAAUUGGCUAGAGAACUACGUAGGAAAAGUUUAAAAUACCGUUUUUUAUAAUGCAUGUUUGAAAAAAAUUGUAUUUCUUGGCAAAAAAUCACGCAAAAAAAUUGUUUAUAACAAAAAAAUUUACCACAAAUCACAAAAUUCUUAUGUACUUCUUUAGAGAAUGUAUCUGAGAAAUUGCAGUUUCAAGUAGAUCGAUUAUGAUUUGUUAAAAUUAUGUGUGCGAGGCUUGCGAGCGACCUUGGAUGUGCGGAAGAAAGGAAAGGAUUGAGAAGCAGGUGAAGGUGGAGGAAGCAAUCUCAAUCCACAAUUUCUAGACACAAUAAUUUAUUGUGCAAAGUCACUCAGUACAAUCGGUAGCGUCGGUCGGACACGCGGUCAGAAGCGCGGUAAAUUGCGGCGAGAAAAUCAUAAGAAGGCCGAAAUAUUAGAGAGCGAUCUGAGCUGCUGAGAUACUCACAACGGAAAGCCGCGCCGGUUACACAGGCGUCCUCCCGGGAAGUCCUCUUUCGAGUUUGAAAUUGCAAAUAAUAAUAAAGCUGUUUUGGAAAAGAUUCACCGGGAAGGACGCUUCCGAAUAGCGACAAGUCAGCUGUCGAAUUAAGAGAAGCAAACAAGACCGUUUACCUUUCUUUAGAUGUAUCGCUUGUGCUAUUAUUUUCGCACAUACGGAUUCUCAGGAAAUAAUAACCGCGCGACGGGCCGUCUCUAAUCAUGCCACGUAUCGAUCCCGAACAUCCCGCCCGUCUUACCAGAAUCAUUGGCGAAAAUUCGAUCAUAAGUAAAUUUUAUUGCGGAAGUUAUAUCUCGCACGAUGCAUAAAGGAUUAUUAGCCCUGCGGGUAUCAAGGUGCAGAAAGCAAACAUGGUCCUUUGUUCUGAUGAGGUCGCUUGAAUGAGGAGGCCGUGAUUUUUGUGGUAACGACUCGUAUUAAUCCAUCGGCUCCGGAGUGCGUGUGCGUAAUCCGUACUAGCGGCCAUCGCGAGGGCGGCGUGUUUUCCUGCCGUACGAGACACAAUCGACCGAUCUCGAAUUCGAGCUUCUUCUUAUGCCAUUUCGGCCGCUGCGAGAGCGAAUAAAGAUAUUCCUGGGAUCAACGCUCCCAGAAGUGGGAACACCCCCUCAUUUGUUGUAUAAGCUGCCAUCUCGUAAGGCGAUUCGCUGACAAGUCGGUGAGGGAAGGUUCCGAUACCGCGGUAAACGCGGACCCCACCAGGAAGUGAUCAGGAGUCAGCGCGGCGAGAUCCUCCGAAUCGUCCGACAGUGCUUGGAGAGGCCGCGAGUUGAGACAGGCCUCGAUCUGCGCCAGGAGAGUCGUCAUUUCCUCAAAGGUGAGUGCUCAGGCACACGAAGACGGCCAUGAACGCUUUGUACGCGUGAUGUCCACGACCCCUGGUUGUCGGCAGCUGUAUGAGGCAGCGCUGCCACAAUUGAUGCUCUGCCAUCUAGUCAGUGUGACGCAAAGCUGUAGUGGUGGCAACGCACAUACGAAAGGAGCCGUGUAUGUGUGCUGCCGGCGCUCGGCCAGCUUCGUCACGCUUCGUCCAUGCUUCGGGGAAGCAGAAGAGUGCAGGCAGCUCUCUCUCCCUCUUCCAAGCUCUACCCGAUGCUUUCUAAAUCUCUCAGCCGCGAGAAUCGUACAUGUAGCGGCUUGACUCGUUCCUUAGAUCUCGCGUGUCUCUUUUUGCAUUAGGCGCGAGACAUUAUCCUGUCUUAUCUUAAAAAUUAAUUAUCUUGAAAACUGAUUAAACUGUAAUUUCUUCUGUUCGUAAAAGAUAUGUAUUAAUUUAAAAAAUAAAGGAAUUGAAAAAA